This is a messenger RNA of Akanthomyces muscarius, 1110 nucleotides long. RefSeq lists its product as uncharacterized. The record is from RefSeq and is a predicted model, not a curated record. NCBI's taxonomy places the organism in Eukaryota, Fungi, Ascomycota, Sordariomycetes, Hypocreales, Cordycipitaceae. The transcript has 5 exons. Bases 1 to 1110 code for a protein of 369 amino acids.
AUGCAUCGAUUGUUGGCGGUCUUGUGGUCUGGUUACGCCUCCGCCUUUCUGCCUUGCCCCUAUCCAGCCACCUGCAUUGCAUAUGAAUACUCAAGUUUUCAGAAGAGCAUCUCACAAAGAGUUAUUUCACAGGAGAAAAAGAUAAUGAACGACCCUCCCAUUAUUGCAGCACUGAAGCAGUGUCCGCAGGCUCAGCGCAGCACCAUCACAAGAGCAUAUUUUGCGCAGAAAGCACAGGCAUGCGGUGAGGUGAAUUUGCCUCCCGUGGUCGACCAGAAUCGUGCAUUCGGCCUCGCUGCGCGUGUCAUGGCCAUGGUCAACUCUUCGGCCGAGAGCCAGACUGAUGGGCUGCUAGAAUCUGGAAUGCUGCCUCUGACUUGGCAAGACGACACCUCCUUUUCUGAUUUUUUGGACAUGGCAUUUCCUUCGCAGAGCGACAUGAACGCUGCGCAGAAUGAUCUGCUGCAGCAGUUGAUGUCAGAACCAAGCAACAAAUGGCACAAUCUCACCGCAAGGCGUCUGAAAAAGAUAGCUGGACUAGAUCUGGUGGCUACCGACAACCUACAAAAUCAUCUGCGACUGGAUUGGAAGUGCAAGACAGUGGAGAUAUACCACUACACGAGCGUUCUGAAAGAGAAUCUCCUGUCUAGCGUCGAUUGCGAUGACCAUGAUAAUACUACUCGUGGGAUAUCAGAAGGAAACAUGCCGCGCGAAUUGGCGCUUGAGACUCUCGUUACGUUGAAGGAGAUUCUCUUUCCUCUGGAUUCUGAUUCACAAGCUCUGCUUCGCACCUUGGUCUGCAAAGAAUCAUUCGAUCCAGAUUGCCUUCGAGUCGACACGCGGCCAUAUCGACGACCCGAUGAGAAGAGCCUCUGCUAUCGAUACUGGGGCAAUCGGCUGUCCGAUCUGCAGGAGCAUAUGGAGGCUCCGACAGCAAAGGGCUUUGUUGAGAAGUGGAUGGAAAGACGGAGCGGUGCGCGAUACGUCAUGAUGGCGACCAUGGGCGGAGUGGUAAUUGCGGUCAUACUGGGGGCUCUGAGUCUUGCAGUAAGCAUCUUUCAAGCAUGGGUUGGAUAUCAACAGUGGAAGCAUCCGGUGAAUCCUAGCUAG